Messenger RNA from Trichoplusia ni (cabbage looper), 4326 nucleotides. Its product is annotated as glucose-dependent insulinotropic receptor-like. The record is from RefSeq and is a predicted model, not a curated record. Lineage: Eukaryota; Metazoa; Arthropoda; Insecta; Lepidoptera; Noctuidae. The coding region runs from base 2163 to 3623 and encodes 486 amino acids. Gene Ontology annotation, molecular function: G protein-coupled receptor activity. Gene Ontology annotation, cellular component: membrane. The transcript is spliced from 4 exons. Gene Ontology annotation, biological process: adenylate cyclase-activating G protein-coupled receptor signaling pathway; G protein-coupled adenosine receptor signaling pathway.
CUUUUUUGCCAAAAUAAUAAUGUUUUGAAUAGUAAUUCAAAAUCAAUUUCAAUAGUAAUUAAGGUUUUUGUCUUGUCUUUUGAGUUACGUAGAAUGAAACGAGCGCAACGUUCCGUUUUAUUGUAAUAACAUUUCUUGUUUUAUCUCUUAUUUCUAUCUUAAAAAAAUAGCAUUUGAAUUCGACAAAAUUAAAUGUUAUGAUUAGUUAGAAGUAGCGUUACGGUUAAUAUUCUAUAGAUUUUCUUUAAUAAAUAAGCCAACUUGAAAAUUUAGCAUUUUCCUUAUGCUCCUGCUGCAAUGCUGAUCCUAGUCCUUACUUGAUUGGAAUAAAAACUUUUGAUGUUAGUUUAAGAGUUAUCUGUACAUAUUCAAUAAAAUGUCUAAAGUUUACUUAAGACUUCGAUAUCCAACAAACCUCUUGAGGUGAUUCCACACACCCGCUGCAUCAGCAUUGCGUCAUCGCAGCUUUCCGAAAUUUAUGUGUGAUUGAUUACCUUGCUGUCGCUUCGUCCUUCUACGUUACCCGUUUUGAAGCAUUGGGACGCCAUCCGGAUCCGCGGUUUUAGAGCAUCGUGUGACAUGGCCUUUGGGCUUUGGAUCUAUGUAGAUCGGCAGAGCGUCUGAGUGACCACACCCUAAGGCGUAGCGCACACAAAAUAAAAUGUUUAUCCUGCUUUUGCAUGAUUCUCAUAAUUGGCCUGAUAACACGUUAUAGGUACCUAAAGUACCUUCCAUUCGGCCAUUCGAACACUUAAACUAUGUUCGAAGUAAAGUUUGAUUUAGGUAUUUAAUAAAUACUUUCGCAAGGUUUUUUUUUUCAUUUCGCGCUUUUCCACUGACUAUACAAAAUGUUUCCCAUUCUAUUUAAAAUAAUUAUUCGCGAAUCUCAAAAAAGAAGUUCUGCUGCCAGUAACGAGUGGAAUCGAACAUCCUUGAUCCUUCACAACAAGGACUAGUCCCCUGUUUAGCCAUUGACCGUAAUUACAUAGAUAUCAAUAACUCCUUGAUAAAUGCUAUUUAUAUGUAUAGAUUAGUAUGUAAUGCCUCUAAGCUCGCAUGAAUUACCUUUUUGUGCGAAGUCACGAUAGACUUUUUUCAUAACGGCGGUUGGGAUUCAGUCAUGAUGUAAUUCGCAUUCUGUUUAUUUCCUUUACUAUGAUUAAAAAAAAAAUGUUACUUAGAUCUAAUCCAAUUGUUCAAGUGUCUGGGCCGUAUUAUCUGUUUCAGUUGUGGAAAAAAGAUGCCACUCUACUCCGUGCACUUAUUUAGAAUUCCAUCUUGCGUCUACAAUCUUGCGGCAACAGUCAUAUUUUGAGUCAGUUUAUCAGAUGUAGUAGGGUCCCUUAUAUCCCCGCACUACAGUACUAUUGUCACCACCAAGGCCGCUAUUAACGCUCUAUAAAAAUAAAAAUAGAAAAAAGAUUAUUCAUAUUCAUGACAACGCCAGAUAUUCUCCAUUAAAUGAUAACAAACUUUUCUAUUGAAAUCACCCAAAUAAAAACAACCAGAUCAUCACCUAUUCUUAUAUUAUAAAAAGGCAUUCAAUGCGAUUACGAAACUGAUGUUUGGAUAAAAUCCAAUUGACUUUAGCCAACUUUGGAGUCCACUAAUAACUGCCUGAAAUACUUGUCCAUUGUCAAAAACAUCCUUAUUGGAGGAAUUUGUAUUCAAAGCGACGAGCUAAGCGUUUGUUACGAUCUUAAUUGGCAAUAAUGUGUACUUAGAAAUAAAACGAAAACGGUUCCGUAUGCUUUAAUGCUAGUAAACAAGAGAGAGAUACGUCUGACAUAGAUCAAACGGGAAAUGUUUUUGUCACAAGUCAUAAAUUAAAUUAACAAAAAAAACUUGAAUAACUACUUGACUUGAAGCAUCGGAAACCAGUUAAUCAAAAUUAAAUAAAAAGUACAUAGACAUUACGAGAAGCUGUCGCUCAUACCUAUACCUACGUGUAAGCAUAUUUACCGAAAUCGCGUGACCGCGGACAUUUCUAAGGAACCUCAAAACAUGUAAAUCAUCUCAUUAUAAUAAUAUACCUACAAAAUACAGAAAACUCAUCCUCUGAUGUCGUAUGUGCCAUCAUUCUUCACCGACCACCGACGGCAUUGACAUGUGCUCGUGAACAACACAUAUUUAUUUUAUUCGUUACCAAAUGCGUCGCGAAAAUGGAAUCGAAUACAACGGACUUUAGAUCGAACGUUACUUUAGACGAAGUGAUAGAUUUCUUUAACUUGAAUAUAUCAAAUGUGAAUCAAAGUGAAGUGACUCAGAUACAUUUGUUCGACUUGUACGAAGCUUAUCGUACGAUUGAGAAGGAACAGUUGAUGGUGUACAAGUCCGUGGCUUACAUCAUUGGAACUCUCAUCAUAUUGAGCAACUUAACUGUUGUCAUAUCCAGUGGAUUGAUUCUCAGAAAAGGUCAACAACCCAAGAGUACGUACCUUUUACUGGGAAAUGUGUCUCUUGCUGACACCAUCGUUGGGAUGUCUCUCAUUUUCGGAGUGACAGUGGAUAACUCUGUGAGUUCCAACCCCCUGUGUAUCUUUCAAAUAGGUAUGUUGGUAUGUCCUGCUAUGGUGUCCAUCUUCAGCGUCGGCCUGAUCGCCGUGGACCGCUACAUCUACAUUCUCCAUGGCCUCUACUACCAGAGGUGGUUCAACACCACGCGUGUCAGAAUCGGGAUCCUCUGCAUCUGGCUAGUCAGUAUAACGCUUGGAUUCCUGCCAGCCACAGGAUGGACUAACACAGAGCUGAUGCUCACACGAUGCUACUACGUAGCCCUCUUUCCAGGCAGCCUUAUACUUAUCAACUCCUUCCUCAGUAUAGUCCCAAUCACAGCUGUUGUCAUCCUCUACUCCAUUAUCUUAGUACGUGCCCUGAAAACAGUGAGAGAAGUAAAAGCAGGAACUAAGCACAUCAAAGAAAAUGCCAAAUCUCAUGACAAUUCUAAAUUAAGAAUUUCCCGCGGGACCAACAAAAAAGCAAACCCUCAAAACCUUUUGCCUGCCACACCAAAGUGCAGAUUGUUUAAAAGUGCAUCCUUCAAUGUUAAUUACGUAAACGAAGGAGGUAAAGUAAAGCCAGCAAUAUCCAUAAAAUCUAAAAGCAACCAUGACCUCAAUGUUAAUCAAACAAUGACAAACGGUUUAAGAAAUAUUAACAGCCAGUGUAAGUCCACAAGCCAUUCCAUGUUUAGUAUUUGCACUAUAGAAUCCCAAGUUUCCAAUCCGAACCUCUUAAUGCCAGAUGAUAAACCGACUAGAUUUCAGAAGCAGGUCAAAAAAGUUUGUAACGUGACUGCGAUUUGUCGUAAGCCAAAGGAACCGAAAGAGCCUAAUAAAUGGAGAGCGAUCACCAUUGUGCUGUUGACUUCUGGGAGUUUUAUGAUAACUUGGAUGCCGUUCUUUAUCACUGUGACAGUUUUUGUUUUCUGUGAGGACAAAUUGACGAAUCCAAGUUGCAGGCAUAUGAGAACGUUGCUCGGUGGUCCUUUAGCUGCCUUGGCCUUUUUGAACAGUUUGUUAAAUCCCGUUAUAUAUACGUGCUGGCAUAAAGGCUUCCAGAAGUCUGUCAGGACUAUCUACAGAAAGUUUUUUCAGAAAUAUAUAUGUAAGAACGAGAGUUGACAAUUCAUAAAUAAUAUAUAAUUAUGUUAUGAUUUAAAACUGAUAUCCAUGUCAAGAUGCUCUCUGUAGAUAUUUGUCUAAAGGUAUUUUCAUAUAAAAGGACAAAAUGUACCAGUAUUAAAUUCUUAAUUACAGAUAUUAAAUUCUGCUUUGAUUUUAGGCUUAAGAUUAAUGCCAGCCUAAAAUCAAAGCAUUUUAUGAAUUCAAUAAAGUAAAAACAUCACUAAAUUGUCAUGUAUUGUGUAGACAUUUUUGUCUCUUGUAAUUUGUAAGUAUUUAGCUUAUAUGUAAGUAUUUUGGAUGUAUGCAUAUUGUCGAUAACACUAGCUUUAAAUGUUUUUAGUAAAGAAGGUACUUACAUAUGUAUGACAGCUCAUCAAACAUUCAGUCCCCGAGACGAUGAAACACGUUUGUCUUAACUAGAUUUGAUCGCUAACGAGCUUCAAACGACUAUUUUUCUUGCUGAUUCAUUUUGCACAUUGUGAAUUGCACAGUUAAGUUAAAGGACCUUCAUAGGUUUCACGUUUAACAAACAUUUUUGAUCGUUUCUGUGGGUUUUUUAAUAUAACAAUAUUUGGCAUCCUCUAAUGACGGGAUUCAAUCCAAACAGGUAUAUUCAUAUCAACACUGCCAGCUAUGGGCUGGACGGGGAAAACGUUCACAGACUACCGCUGCUGGUACAUCGCCGUCUUCCCCUCCGCCU